AUGUUUUCAAGUUACUCUAGGCUAACGGUAGGCCACUCAUUACGAUGGCUUUCCACCUCAUCGUCUGUUCGGCAAGGGAAUCGAAAACAAUUAUUCAGUAAGAAAAGAAUAUUGUUAGCGGCUGGUGUUUCGACCGCAAUCUACGUUUCUGCUGAUGAGAAUGCUCGCAACGUGCUAAAACACGUUGGUACUACAUCCAAGCGAGUAGGCGUUGCCUCCCAGGCAACCGUUCGGUGCGUGUACAACUAUCACCGAACUUUAAAUGCUUCCUAUCAAUCAGAGGAAGAACGUCGCGAGGCUUUGAGCGCAUGUCACCAGCUUUGUGCUAGUAUUACAUUAAAAGCAUUAGAGGCCAAUGGGGGUAUUUUUAUCAAGCUCGGUCAACAUAUCGCAGCGAUGACCUAUUUAUUGCCCUCUGAAUGGACAGAAGCGAUGAUUCCAUUGCAGGACAAAUGUCCACAAUCCACACAUGCCGAAAUUGUAGCUUUAUUCAAGCAGGACUUGAAGCUUAGCAUGGAUGAGAUCUUUCUUGAAUUUGACCCAGAACCGAUUGGGGUAGCGUCUUUGGCUCAGGUACACACUGCUACGCUCAGAGCCCAAAAUCAAAAGGUUGCAGUCAAAAUUCAGCAUCCUUCUCUCAAGGAAUUUGUGCCAAUUGAUGUCUUGUUAACCCAGACCGUCUUCAAUAUUGUUGAUAUUGUCUUUCCGGAGUAUCCUUUAGGGUGGUUGGCCGAUGAGCUACAGAAUUCGAUAUACGUGGAAUUAGAUUUCACUAAAGAAGCUAGUAAUGCACGAAGGACAGCUGAGUACUUCGCGGAUUAUAUCCCAGAAACUGCACUCCGCAUACCCAAAGUCAUUCGGGCCCACAAGCGUGUCUUGAUAAUGGAAUACCUUGGCGGCCAUAGGCUUGAUGAUUUAGCGUACAUCGACCAGAACAAUAUUUCAAGAGGUGAGGUGUCAUCCUGUCUGUCCCAUAUAUUCAAUAAUAUGAUCUUCACGCCCAACGUCGGGAUUCAUUGUGAUCCUCACGGUGGGAAUCUGGCGAUUAGACGAAUACAGCAUCCUCGGGGUCAUCACAAUUUCGAGAUAAUACUUUAUGACCACGGAUUGUAUAGACACCCUACAACGGAGAUGAGACGGGACUACGCCAAAUUUUGGCUUGCCCUCCUAGACAAGGACGACGCAAAUAUGAAAAAAUACGCCAUGAAGUUCGCAAAUAUCGAUGAAGAGAUGUUUCCUCUGUUCGCCGCGGCAAUUACUGGGAGAAGCAUCGAUGCAGCACGCGGAUCGGAGCUCAUGAAACCAAGGUCAGAUGAGGAGAUGAAGGUAAUGGCGAAAGCAAUAACCGAGGGUUCUUUACUUGGCGAACUUAUGACUAUCUUGUGUCGAGUUCCAAGAAUCGUUUUAUUAAUUUUGAAGACGAAUGAUUUAACGAGACAUCUGGACGAAUGUCUGCAAAAUCCACUUAGCGUAGAACGCACUUUCUUGAUUAUGACCCAGUACUGCGCGCGUACAGUUUAUGAUGAGGCCCGCCAAACCAUCAACUUAUCUUUUCCUAGGUGGUCCUUUUCUUGGAUUUUUAAGGAAUUGCAAGCAUGGUGGGCGUAUCAGCAACGAAAAAAUCAGCUAGUCCUUUACGAUUUGGCCUUUUGGCUUCGAAAUCAGUUAUCGAAUAACCAUUAA
This is a messenger RNA of Lachancea dasiensis, 1683 nucleotides long. The record is from the annotation of a GenBank genome assembly. NCBI's taxonomy places the organism in Eukaryota, Fungi, Ascomycota, Saccharomycetes, Saccharomycetales, Saccharomycetaceae.